AUGCCCAAUCUGCCACUACCAUCAAGAUCACCAUUGCUCGGUGGACGCAAACCCAUGCGCGACGCUAGCCCAGCACCAGUCACACCUACCCGCACAAGCUCCGCAUCCCCACUUCCACCAUCCUCCCCCAGUUCAUCAAGGUCAUCAGCAUCAACACCAAUAGCCGGUCCAAGCAAGCUCAACCGAUCACCAAACAAAUCAAGUGCGUCCGGCAAAGAGCUCUCAGAACAGUAUGAGCUCCUCGAGAAGAUCGGCGCCGGCUCCUUCGGCAUCGUCUACAAGGCCAUGCACAAGGAGUCUCGUCAGAUUGUAGCCAUCAAGCAGGUCGACCUCGAAGACUCGGACGAUGACAUCAGCGAGAUUCAGCAGGAGAUCGCACAUCUGGCUCAAUGCGACAGCGAAUGGGUGACACGCUACUAUGGCAGUUUCGUCAAAGGCUACAAGCUGUGGAUCAUCAUGGAGUUCCUCGCAGGUGGGUCCUGUCUUGACCUGCUCAAGGCUGGUCCCUUCUCCGAAGCUCACAUUGCUAUCAUCUGUCGCGAGCUCCUCCUCGGUCUCGAGUAUCUUCAUAACGAGGGCAAGAUCCAUCGUGACAUCAAGGCCGCCAACGUGUUGCUGUCCGCAAGCGGUAGGGUCAAGCUGGCCGAUUUCGGCGUUGCCGCUCAGCUUUCCAAUAACAAGUCCAGACGCAACACAUUUGUCGGCACACCGUUCUGGAUGGCGCCCGAGGUGAUUCGCCAAGCGGGCUACGACUACAAGGCAGACAUCUGGUCGCUAGGCAUCACCGCCAUCGAGAUGGCCAAGGGUGAGCCACCGCUUGCCGAGUAUCAUCCCAUGCGCGUCCUCUUCCUCAUUCCCAAAGCCAAGAGCCCGACACUCGAGGGCAACUUCUCCUCGGCCUUCAAGGACUUUGUUGACCUCUGCCUCAUCAAGGACCCCAAGCACCGUCCUUCCACCAAGGAGCUCCUCUCGCAUCGCUUCAUCAAGUACGCCAAGAAGACCGUCCUCCUCACCGAGCUCAUCGAGAAGCACCAGGAGUACAAGUCACGGGGCGCUACAAGGGGCGGAGCCAUCGUUCGCGACCACCUGCGCGGCGUCGAUGCCUCCAUCUCCACCAUUGGCGGCAGCAGCAUCAUGAGCGAGUGGCAGUUUGACACGAUGCGCUCCCGCAUGUCAGGCUACGACGAUCCGGACGGAGACGACGACGAGUUGGGCGACGCUCUCGACGUGUGGGCCAAGCCUGGUCGCGGUCCACCUGCAACGAACGAGGAGCGUGCCGGCUACGAUACGGUACGCGGAGGCCGUCCCGCAGGACAGCUCAUGGAGGCGGUGGACAGUGCGAUGCACACCCCGCGACGCAACGGCACCCUUCGGGCCAACUACGCUGCCACCGGAGGCGAUCAGGACGACGUCUCGGACCUUUCGACCGAGGCCUACACCAGUAGCGAUGCUCUGAGCCGAUCUUCCAGCACACCAGCCACGUCGAACGCGUCCGAGCCCUCGACACCAGCCGAAAAGAAUCGCAACUCGAUUCACGUCGACGCGCUCGCCGCCACCUUCCGCGGGAUGCAGACGUCAGAUGCUCCCGACCGCUACGUCGCCAGUGGCAUUGGACGAAACGCAGGCGCCACAUCGUCCUCCUCCCACCUCGCACCUCCCUCCGUCAGUGGUCUCGCCGAGAGCAGCGUUGACGGCGCCACAGCGGCGGCCAUCAUGGCCCAAGCCCAAGCCGGUUCCACCGCCACACUUCACAUCCGCUGCGCUCGCGAUGGCAAAGCCUCUCCCAGUCACAGUCGCAACAACUCUGCAACCUCCUCUGCUCGCUCCACGGAAACCCGUGCGCGACGAAGCAGCUUCAACGAGCGCCACGACAUCAACGGUACGAUCCUCAAGCCCGGUGAUGUGGCCAAUGGGCACGAGACGCUUCGACCUGUGCGACGGCUUGAUGUGGGCGGUUCUGCUCAGGCGAGCGAGGCAUUUAUUGGGAGCUUGCGCAGUGGCUCUGCGCCCAACGGCCUCGACAGAACGACUCCUGGAGAUCGACAGCUGCGACACUCGCGUUCGGCCCUUGCUUCCACCAGCAGCACGGGCAAGGCGCACGCGAGUGCAGGCGAAAACCUCGUCCGCGACGUCAUCCUGCCCGUUCUCGAUCGUGCUAAGGCCCAACCCCUCGAUGCAGCCACCACAGAGGCGAUCAACAUGAUCUCCCGUGGCUUCACCGAUCUCUCGACGCUCAACAGCCAGUUGGCCUACUCGACGAUUGUGGACUUGCUGCUGAGCAUGAACGACAAUGCGCAGGCGAGGGAGAACCUGUCGACUACCUUCCGGCAGAGGUUGACGGGGGAGCAGAUGGCCAAGUUGAAAGCUACGCCAAAGGAGGAGGAGAGCAGAAGCCCGAUCGCGGACUUGUUGUAUGGACGGUGGUUGGAAGGGUUGAGGAGCAGAUGGGGGUAUUAG
This is a messenger RNA of Kalmanozyma brasiliensis GHG001, 2457 nucleotides long. RefSeq names its product Protein kinase domain protein. The transcript has a single exon. Bases 1 to 2457 code for a protein of 818 amino acids. Gene Ontology annotation, biological process: protein phosphorylation. The record is from RefSeq and is a predicted model, not a curated record. Gene Ontology annotation, molecular function: protein kinase activity; ATP binding. Lineage: Eukaryota; Fungi; Basidiomycota; Ustilaginomycetes; Ustilaginales.